Closterium sp. Naga37s-1 is the source of this 1608-nucleotide messenger RNA. The record is from the annotation of a GenBank genome assembly. Lineage: Eukaryota; Viridiplantae; Streptophyta; Zygnematophyceae; Desmidiales; Closteriaceae.
GCAGGCAGGGAGAUUCUGCAACUCUCCGUUCUCCCCCUCUGCCCCCUCACCGCUCGUCCGCCCCAUCAACAGAUCAACUUGCGCGGCGGGGAUGCUGACAACGACGACAAUGAUGAGGAGGACAGUGUGAUCAACUUGCACGGUUGGGAUGCUGACAACGACGAUAAUGUAAAAAACGAUCGUGUGGUUGGCACGGCCACCAUUGCCCUCACUGACUUGAUCAAAGGUGGGGGUGAGGAUGUGUCGGGUUCAGACACCCAAAUUCGCGAGGUUGUAGGGCAUUCGCUGACUCACGGUGGCAAAAAGACAGGCGCUGUCUCCAUGGAAAUGGAGGUGGGCUAUACAAGCUUCUCCGGUCCCGGCGAGAGCCACCCUGCCCUCCCCACCCACCCCAGCUUCGAGCCUCUCCCAAUCCUUCAGAGCCUUCUCAGCACGCUUCCCACGUCCGCAGCAGUACCCAAGGCAGGCUCGAAAUCUGAAGCCGAAGCAGCAGCCUACGGGCUCACACUCCCGGAACAACAGGCAGUUGAAGCUCUUUUCGCCCCCGAAGCCAAUGCCGCAACGCUCGCCGCUUGGGAAAACCUUUCGCAGGAAGCUGCGGGCGAGCAGCAGGAGUUUUUCAAGUCGGCGUUUGAGUGCGUGUGUUUCCUGAGCAGUGGCAAUUCGGACACUCAGGUGGGCGUGUGGAGGGACAAGGACCCGAGGAGGAAGAGGCUGGUGGUGUCGUUCCGAGGGACUGAGGUGGUCAAUGCGGCCAUGCUGAAAGACGGACAGGCAGGGCAGAAGAUCAAGGACGCUCUGACAGACCUGAGGCUGCACAAGGAGAACUUCGAUUCUGACUUGACUGACGAGGACAACAAGAUGGACAUUAAGGUGCACGACGGCUUUUUGGACGGCUACAAGUCGGUGAAGCCGCGGCUCCUUCUGCUGCUCAAAGCUAUUCUCGCAUCGUCUAGCGGAAAGUAUCACAUCAUGGUCACGGGGCACAGCCUGGGGGGAGCUCUCUCCACGCUCUUCACAUACGACCUCGCCCAGUCUGACCUGAAGAAGCAGCACGGAUUCAACCUCUCUCUCUACAACUUCGGCUCGCCCCGUGUGGGCAACCAUGCCUUUGCAGCUCGCUUUAACCAGCUUGUGGGUGACAGCUGGCGCAUCGCCAAUGACCAUGAUAUAGUGCCGCGUGUCCCCUACGUGUUCUACAAGCACGUGGCCACGGGGGUGGUGCUUCGACCCGACUCCCAGAAACUAGAAAAGGAUGCCCUCCUUAAGAAGCGACUCGAUACCAUCACAACAGUCAGCUUCCUGAGCGAGCAGCCCAAGCUGUUGUUCGACGGUGCCGGCGCCAGCAAGCACUCGCAGCCGGCUUACUUCCUCUCGCUGCUCAAGGUGUGUUGGUCGAGUCUCGCUGCUCAAGGUGCGUUGGUCGAGUCUCGCUGCUCAAGCAAGCACUCGCAGCCGGCUUACUUCCUCUCGCUGCUCAAGGUGAGCUGGUUGGUGGUGGUGUGCUGGGGUGAAGGUGGGUUAAAACACAGCCAGCAAGCACUCACAGCCGGCUUACUUCCUCUUGCUGCUCAAGGUGAGCUGGUUGGUGGUGGUGUGCUGGGGUGA